GCAAACGAAUGGCCGAGGGCAGUCUGCGCGCGUCGAGAUUGGUUGACGCAGCUUCGAGGGAGGGCGGAAGGUUUGAAUGGCUAAGGGUUGUGGCUGUUGAUUUUACUCUGAGGCUGUAAUUUCCACCGUCUGCUCUGAGGGGCGGCGAAGCCCGACCGCGGCCUCUCUGGUCGAGGAGGAGAACCGUCCUCUGGUUAAAUCUCGUCCUUUCCCCAGAAUUCCUUUAAUUCUGCUGGAGUCUUCGUUUGUGUCUGACCCCUACCUACUUCUCUUCCUCCCGAAGGCACGUCGCAGACUCCUCCCUGAGGUAAGCCCGGAGCCGGCGCCUCCAGGGAAUCGCCCGCCCGCGAACGGACUUUAGGGAGACCGGAUAGGCAGUAUCGCGAGUUAGGAGACCGGAGUUCCAGUCAGGAAUCCUAAGCUGUGUGCCUCUUAACAAGGCCAAGUCCUUUUCUCUUUAACUUCUUUAAGGCCCUGAGGCUGCCUUUCGGGAGACCUCGGAGAACAUGGCUGAGGGGGGAAGACCUGGCUCAGGAUCCAGUUUUAGGUCCAAUCAUAGGAAGAUACUAAACCUGCUCCUGGAGAGAGAGACUUCCUUUUCCAUGAGUUCUGAUCGCCCUGGAACUCCACUGAAGAAGAAACUUUUUGGCGAUUCUGCAAACCUCAGCAUUUUAUCCGGAGGAACCCCAAAACGUUGCCUUGAUCUUUCGAAUCUUAGCAGCGGGGAGAUGUCUGCCACUCAGUUUACCACUUCUGCAGACCUCGAUGAAACUGGUCACUUGGAUUCCACAGGAUCUGAAGAAAUACAGUUAGCUGGAAUGAGUUAUCACCAACACCUUUUAAAAUGCAGCCCAGCACAGCUGCUUUGUAGCACUCCAAAUGCCUUGGACCAUGGCCGCAGGAAGAAAGAUGCAAUAUGUAGCUCAUCCGAAAAUAAAGAAAAUGAAAACAACACUUCAAAGUCCUUGGAAUGGUGGGCACACAGGAACCUGCUGUUUCAGAAGAGACCAGGGGGACCUUACAUGUCUCCUCUUUCUCUAUUGGACAAUGGAAACUUGGUGGAAGGUGAAAUGAAACAUCUGGGCAGUCCCAUUACUACAGUUUCAAAAUUAGAUAAAAAUCCAGAGCGAGGAGAAGACCAGGCAGAGGAGAUUUCGGAUGAAUUGAUGGAGUUUUCUCUGGAAGAUCAGGAAGAGGCCAAGGUAUCUCUGAACACAAGCUGCCUGUAUCGCUCCUUUUCAUUGCCAGACAGUUUGAACAGUCCAGGACUGAAGCAGGUGGUAAAAUUCAAGGACCACACACUUCCAGAUAAAGUAAAAAAGAAGUAUUGUUCUAGCCAUGAAGAGCUCAGGAAGGGCUUAGGUGUAAAGAAAAUGGUCUCUCUCUGCAACAUUAAUAUGAUUCAGAUGCUGGAGGAAGAUUCUAACCAGGGGCCUCUGAUUGGUGAUUUCUCCAAGGUAUGUGCACUGCCAACCGUGUCAGGGAGACACCAAGAUCUGAAGUACGUCAACCCAGAAACAGUGGCUGCCUUGCUAUCGGGGAAGUUCCAGGGUCUGAUUGAGAAGUUUUAUAUUAUCGAUUGCCGCUAUCCAUAUGAGUACCUGGGAGGACACAUCCAGGGAGCCUUAAACUUAUACAGUCAAGAAAAACUAUGUAACUUCUUUCUGAAGAAACCCAUUAUCCCUUUGGAUACUCAGAAGAGAAUAAUCGUCGUGUUCCACUGUGAAUUCUCCUCAGAGAGGGGUCCCCGAAUGUGCCGCUCUCUGAGAGAAGAAGACAGGGCUCUGAACCAGUAUCCUGCACUGUACUACCCAGAGCUAUAUAUCCUCAAAGGGGGCUACAGAGACUUCUUUCCAGAAUAUAUGGAGCUGUGUGAACCACAGAGCUACUGCCCUAUGCAUCACCAGGACCAUAAGGCUGAACUGCUGAGGUGUCGAAGCCAGAACAAAGCAUGGGAAGGGGAGCGGCAGCUGCAGGAACAGAUUGCCUUACUCAUGAAGGAUGUGAGCCCUUAAUGUCAGAUCACCCACUGGGCCUAAGACUCACUAAAGGCACAGAAACCCUGAGCAGAAAGAGGCCAUCUUCUAUGUGGUUAUACCUAACAUUUUAAAAGAUGUCAGCAAACCAACAGGUUGCCUAACUAAUGAAAUCCCAGGCCUGGGGAUUGAUAAGGCUUCAGUAGAGCUGCUGGUCUGGUGAAAUCCUCAAGCUGGCUCUGUAAGGCUAGAGCCUUGGGUUGCGUGGACAUUUGUGUCGCUUUAGGGAGCUGUUGUGUUCCUCUUUCUAACUACUCAAGUCUUUUCAGAGGCCAACCAGAUUUUUCUCUCACUGGGUUUCUGGCUAUGCAAGAGAGAGUUGCCCAUCUUCUUUCUCUAUAUUUUCCCUCUUUGUUUCCCUCUCUCCUCUUUUUAAAUGGGAAAAUAAACAUUGCAGAAUGAGAAAUGUGAUUGUGAGCCCAGACUGCUCCUAGAAGAUGGACAAAAGGAAGUCAUCACCACACUGGACUCUUUCAUCUCUAUUCAUAAUGGCCAUAGUACUUUUCUCCAGACCAUGGUUCUCAGAGUUUGAGAAUCAGCAUCAUCUGAACUUGUUUGAAAUGCAAAUUUUCAUGGCCCAUUUCAGACCUACUAACAGAACAUCAGAGGUUAGGAGCCCAGAAAUCUGGGUUUUAAAAAUAUUCCUUUCUGGAGUUCUACUGUGGUGCAGUGAGUUAAGAAUCGACUGCAGUGUCUUGGGUUGCUGUGGAGGUGAGGGUUUGAUCCCUAGCCUGGCGCAGUGGGUUAAGGAUCCAUCAUUGCUGCACCUGCAGCUCAGAUUCAGUCUCUGGCCAGGGGACUUCCGUAUGCCAUGAGUGCAUUAAAAAUAACAACAACAACAAAAC
Phacochoerus africanus (Common warthog) is the source of this 2881-nucleotide messenger RNA. It is a transcript of the gene CDC25C, whose product is annotated as cell division cycle 25C. Gene Ontology annotation, molecular function: protein tyrosine phosphatase activity. The transcript is spliced from 15 exons. Lineage: Eukaryota; Metazoa; Chordata; Mammalia; Artiodactyla; Suidae. Bases 507 to 2015 code for a protein of 502 amino acids. Gene Ontology annotation, cellular component: nucleus; cytoplasm. Gene Ontology annotation, biological process: protein dephosphorylation; G2/M transition of mitotic cell cycle; positive regulation of G2/MI transition of meiotic cell cycle. The record is from RefSeq and is a predicted model, not a curated record.